AGAAAGGUUGCAGAUUGCAGAUUGUUCCGAGUUCGAGUGAGUGAUUGUGAGUCAAGUCAAUGAAACUUAUAAACUUGAAAAACUCUAUUUUCUUGAUAAUAACUUAAGUGUUUGAAACUGCGUGUCGAAUAUACGUUCUAACUUGGCUUUCGUCUCACCCGUUAACGAUGUUGCGCUUUCUAAGCCGAAGAGGGCGUUCAUCUAGUCAAAACCGCAAUAAACAAACCCAGAAAGCGUCAAGCAACAAAAAUUUAAUACAAUGCAAAGUUCUGCUACUUGAUGAUACAGAUUUGUCUAUAAACUUAUCUAAAAAAGCAAGUGCAGGUGACCUUUAUGAGCAAGUUUUUUAUUCUCUGGAUUUGAUUGAAAAAGAUUACUUUGGACUGCAGUUCACUGAUACUCACAAUGUCAAACAUUGGUUGGAUCCAACUAAGACCAUCAAGAAACAAGUAAAAAUAGGGCCUCCAUACACUUUACGGCUAAAAGUGAAGUUUUAUUCUUCUGAACCCAAUAAUCUAAGAGAAGAAUUGACUAGAUAUCAAUUCUUCUUGCAACUGAAGAAGGAUAUAUUGGAGAGCAAGCUAGAGUGUCCACACUCUACAGCAGUUGAAUUAGCUGCAUUAGCCCUACAGUCUGAAUUAGGUGAUUUUGAUGAAAAUGUUCACACUCCAGCAACUGUAUCUGAGUUCAGAUUUGUACCUAAUCAGACAGAAGAAAUGGAGAUAGAAAUCUUAGAAGAGUACAAGAAAUGUAAAGGUCUUACCCCUGCACAAGCAGAAGUAAACUACUUAAACAAAGCAAAGUGGCUUGAGAUGUAUGGUGUUGAUAUGCACAUUGUCUUAGGUAAAGAUGGGUGUGAGUACCACUUAGGAUUGACACCAACAGGCAUACUGGUCUUUGAAGGACCUCAAAAAAUUGGUUUAUUCUUCUGGCCUAAGAUAAGCAAGUUAGAUUUCAAGAAAAAGAAACUAACACUUGUGGUUGUUGAAGAUGAUGAUCAAGGUCGGGAACAAGAGCAUACCUUUGUGUUCAGAUUACAUAAUGAAAAAGCCUGCAAACACCUAUGGAAAUGUGCUGUUGAACAUCACACUUUCUUCCGCUUGAGAGCACCAGUCAAAGGUCCAUCGGCACGACAAAACUUCUUUAGAAUGGGUUCUCGAUUCCAAUACUCUGGAAAGACUGAAUACCAGACCACACAGCAAAAUCGCGCCAGACGCACAGUCCAGUUCGAAAGAAGACCCAGUCAAAGAUUUGCUCGUAGACAGAGUCAUGUCUUGCGGGAGAGAGAGAAACAAAGUGUAGUGAAACCAGAGACUACACCACCAGAGGCAGCUAAUGAGCCCAGCACAUCAUCUGAUACUGCAGUACUUGUGCCUGAUGUAGAUACUCUGUCUAGAAAGAGUAGUGCAAAGUCCCAGAAAUCAACUCUCAUGGACGCUGAGCUCAAACCUGAGGUUGGUGAGCCAUCAACAAAGAACUUACUAAAUGAAGAACCUGCUGAAGAAGUAUUGAUGUCAAAAGAUGAUGCUAUUAGCAACAAAGUACUAUUCAAAAUGGAUAAAUCGCUGAUUGAAGAAAAGAAGAGCAAUUUGACUCAACUUGUGAUUAACAAACCUGCUUGCAGCUGUUCACCUGUGACAGAAUCGAACCCAUUGAAUGAUCUCCUUAUGAGUUUAGUUAAAGAAAAACUUAAUAAUGAUGAUUCUAAAAAUGAAGCAAAGAGAGAUCAGAUAGAUUCGGCUACUGACAAAGAAGUACCAAACAAUCAAACAAAGUGUUAUCUGUCAUCUACAAAGGCUUUACCGCCUGGGCAAUUGAAAUGUAAUAAUAUUUUGAAAGCUAGAGAAAAUGAAGUGAAGGUUAUAAACGAAUCUACCAACAUCAAUCUGGCCAUACCAUCCACCCCAUCACCUAAAAUACUGAAUGAACCAACAAAUCCAAUAAAUUCGCAAUAUGUAUCAAUUGUGGUCGUAGAGCCACCUCAUAACCAAGCAAAAUUGGCAUCUCCUAAGCCAGUUGAGAAGAAGGAGGAUGUGACUCCUAAGGUUCAGCCGAUAUCAUCACUGUCGCCGUGGCUUGUCACUUCUGAACCAAGCUCGCCUUCAGGAAUUGGGGAGAAGGAAAUUACAAUUAUCCAUCGUAAGUCUGUUAUUACUACACAGCUGUAAUUAUUUUGUGUAGGUAAGUUUUAAGAAAAUAUUGUUAAAAAAUACAAAAAAUGACAAUGUAGUUUUAAAUUGCAUGUUUGCUUUUAAUAUAGUGCCUUAGAAAAUCGCCUAUUUUUGAAAUAAGGUAGUCAAUGAAAUUAGAAUCAAUACCUUAAAUGUUUAUACAUAUUUUAUUUUUACAAUGGGAAUUAUAAUGUUAUAAUGGCAGUUAGAAUAUAUUUCUUCACAUUUUAUGUCUUACUGAUUUUGGUUGGUUAUUUACCAAUCUUUCAGUUAGUUUUAAUUUGUAGCUGUUUGAUCCUGGUUUUCAUAUUUGGUACUUUGCCCAAACGGCAAAAUACAUUAAAACUCUUUGUAUACAUAACAUGAUUUAAUAAUUAUAUGAAUUUUCGCUUUCAAAGUUUCGAAGGAAACCUAAAGCGAGAUGAUGCCUUAAAUAGCCACAAUAUAUUUAAACAAAUGUGCGAUGAACAGGUUUCAUUCCGCUUGGGUGUACUAAGUAGAUAUCGAUACUUAAAUCUAUAAAAAAAAGCUUAAACAUUUUUACAUGUACUUAAUUAACGUACUUAACAUUUUGUAAUAAAAAAAUUGGGAAUAUUUUUAAAUUCUCUAAAUAUUCAUAUUAGAGAGGGGGUACAUAUACAUUCCUUUUAUUUACUUUACAUUUUUAAAUAUAUCAUUCCAUUCCGACAAUGGCGUCUGUCGCACGCGGCGGACGGCCAACGGCUAGCGAGUAGCGAUAGACGCAUGUGCGGCUAAUUCUUCAUCGUCACGUUAUGGAAUUUUAUGGCCCGACGUCUGACGACAGACGAGUGUGUCGGAAAGGAACCCAUAGGCCCAAGUUCGAAGACUCUAACCUCCAUUCUCUUAAAACAGUUGUUACUAUGCAUUUUCACGUACAAUUUUCAAAGUAAACACUUGUUUUGAGAAAUACGGAUUGAGUUGUCGAUGAAAAUGGGCCUUUAUCGGAUAUUUUAACCAGUAUUCGUCCAACAGGAUCGUCGAAAUAUAUAGGUUUGGAUGAUUCUGUUGCGCCUGCUUGCUAGUUAACAACAUAAUAAAUGAAUGAACAAAGGUAUGAAAAUUUCAACCUAAGGCACUGGUUAAAAUAAAUCCGAAACUUUGUGAUAGAGUUGAUGCCGUCCUAAAUAUGGAAUCAUUCUGAAACAAUUUAUACAAUUAGCAUUAAGUACAACAUAUCAGUAUUAGAAAAUGAAACAACUAGAAAGAUAGGUGCCAUAGUUUAUGAACUUGCCAUUCGGACUGCUCUAAAAAUUGUAUUGGAAUUGUAAACAAAAA
This is a messenger RNA of Helicoverpa zea (corn earworm), 3467 nucleotides long. RefSeq names its product band 4.1-like protein 5. NCBI's taxonomy places the organism in Eukaryota, Metazoa, Arthropoda, Insecta, Lepidoptera, Noctuidae. The coding region runs from base 168 to 2168 and encodes 666 amino acids. The record is from RefSeq and is a predicted model, not a curated record. The transcript has 2 exons. Gene Ontology annotation, molecular function: cytoskeletal protein binding. Gene Ontology annotation, cellular component: cytoskeleton.